Chionomys nivalis (European snow vole) is the source of this 2808-nucleotide messenger RNA. RefSeq names its product solute carrier family 6 member 7 (gene Slc6a7). Gene Ontology annotation, biological process: sodium ion transmembrane transport. The record is from RefSeq and is a predicted model, not a curated record. The coding region runs from base 198 to 2111 and encodes 637 amino acids. Gene Ontology annotation, cellular component: membrane. Lineage: Eukaryota; Metazoa; Chordata; Mammalia; Rodentia; Cricetidae. The transcript has 14 exons. Gene Ontology annotation, molecular function: L-proline transmembrane transporter activity.
GAGAGAGAGAGAGAGAGAGAGAGAGAGUCAGGGCGUUCGCAGCGCCCCACGCCCGCAGCGGCCUCACGGCAGCGCCUGCGCCCUCCUCAGCCGGUGCGCGGGAGCCGCGGGGGGCAAAGGCACAGCUGUAGGACCAGCGCUCCGCCCGCCUCGCUGGCUCUCUGCGCUCCAGCAAGCAUCAGCGCCAGUUCUCCAAGAUGAAGAAGCUCCAGGGAGCUCACCUCCGCAAGCCUGUCACCCCAGACCUGCUGAUGACUCCCAGUGACCAGGGUGAUGUGGACUUGGAUGUGGACUUUGCAGCAGACAGGGGCAACUGGACGGGCAAGCUGGACUUCUUGCUGUCUUGUAUCGGCUACUGCGUGGGUUUGGGAAAUGUCUGGCGGUUUCCCUACCGAGCCUACACCAAUGGAGGCGGAGCCUUCCUUGUUCCCUACUUCCUCAUGUUGGCCAUCUGCGGCAUCCCCCUCUUCUUUCUUGAGCUCUCCCUGGGCCAGUUCUCCAGCCUGGGACCCCUGGCUGUCUGGAAAAUCAGCCCCCUCUUCAAAGGUGCAGGUGCGGCCAUGCUGCUCAUCGUAGGCCUGGUGGCCAUCUAUUACAACAUGAUCAUCGCCUAUGUCCUCUUCUACCUCUUCGCCUCCCUCACCAGCAACCUGCCCUGGGAGCACUGUGGCCACUGGUGGAACACAGAGCGCUGCCUGGAGCACCGAGGCCCCAGGGACGGCAAUGGGGCGCUGCCUCUUAACCUCAGCAGUACUGUCAGCCCCAGCGAGGAGUACUGGAGUCGCUACGUCCUGCACAUUCAGGGCAGCCAGGGCAUCGGGCAACCUGGGGAGAUUCGCUGGAACCUCUGCCUCUGCCUGCUGCUGGCCUGGGUCAUCGUGUUUCUCUGUAUCCUCAAAGGGGUGAAGUCCUCGGGCAAGGUGGUGUAUUUCACGGCCACCUUUCCCUACCUCAUCCUGCUCAUGCUGUUAGUGCGAGGAGUGACCCUUCCUGGCGCCUGGAAGGGCAUCCAGUUCUAUCUCACCCCCCAAUUCCACCACCUAUUGUCUUCCAAGGUGUGGAUUGAAGCUGCUCUUCAGAUCUUUUACUCCCUGGGAGUGGGUUUUGGGGGUCUCCUCACCUUUGCCUCCUACAACACAUUCCACCAGAACAUCUACAGAGACACGUUCAUUGUUACUCUGGGCAAUGCCAUCACCAGUAUCCUGGCUGGCUUCGCUAUCUUCUCGGUGCUGGGUUACAUGUCUCAGGAGCUGGGUGUGCCGGUGGACCAAGUGGCCAAAGCAGGCCCUGGCCUGGCCUUUGUUGUCUACCCACAGGCCAUGACUAUGCUGCCCCUGUCACCUUUCUGGUCCUUCCUCUUCUUCUUCAUGCUUCUGACUCUUGGCCUGGAUAGCCAGUUUGCCUUUCUAGAGACUAUAGUGACCGCAGUGACCGAUGAGUUCCCAUACUACCUGCGGCCCAAGAAGGCAGUGUUCUCAGGCCUCAUCUGCAUAGCCAUGUACCUGAUGGGGCUGAUCCUCACCACUGAUGGGGGCAUGUACUGGCUGGUCCUUCUGGAUGACUACAGCGCCAGCUUCGGACUCAUGGUGGUGGUGAUCACCACAUGCCUCGCCGUCACCCGGGUAUAUGGCAUCCAGAGGUUCUGCCGAGACAUUCACAUGAUGCUGGGGUUCAAGCCAGGCCUCUACUUCAGGGCUUGCUGGCUGUUUCUGUCCCCAGCCACACUCCUGGCCUUGCUGGUGUACAGCAUCGUCAAGUACCAGCCCUCGGAGUAUGGCAGCUAUCGCUUCCCUGCCUGGGCUGAACUGCUAGGCAUCCUGAUGGGCCUGCUCUCCUGCCUCAUGAUCCCAGCUGGCAUGCUGGUGGCUGUGCUUCGAGAGGAGGGCUCACUCUGGGAGCGGCUUCAGCAGGCCAGUCGGCCUGCUAUAGACUGGGGCCCAUCACUGGAAGAGAACCGGACAGGAAUGUAUGUGGCCACGCUGGCUGGAAGCCAAUCACCAAAGCCACUGAUGGUGCACAUGCGCAAAUAUGGAGGCAUCACCAGCUUCGAGAAUACGGCCAUUGAGGUGGACCGUGAGAUCGCAGAGGAGGAGGAAGAGUCCAUGAUGUGACACUGGGGACCACCAAACAGGAGGGCUGACCGGGGCCUCGCAGGGGACAGCUAUGCCUGCUGGGAUUCUGAAAGGCAGUUGGAGGUUACUACAUCCAUGCCAGUCCCCAGUAUAAGUCCCUCUUUGUGGCCUCUGCCUCUCCUGGGACCUCUAUCUAGAUGGACACACACACACCAUGUAGUCCAUUCAAAGCUGCAAUGGUCCAGCUCAGCCCUCACUUUGCAGAGGGAUGUGUUGAAGCCAGGGAGGGAAGAGCUGGUCCAAGGUCACAUGGCCAAGAGGACUUGUUCCCAAGCCUCCAGCCAGCCAAUUCCCUUUCUCCUGGGGCAGCGGGGACAUAUUUGAUAUUUCUGUUCAGACAUUUUGACAAGACACAUUUCCAUACAAGCCGACUUUAAACCUGGGGUUCCAGGUAGUGAGAAGCCUGGAGGGUUCCAAGGUCCUGAAUAUAGAGUUAGUAAAUGAAUUGGGCAGUAAAAUAUCUCUGUGGGUUCCUGUGUUAAGGCUAAGUUUCCCAGAAGAGGUGGAAACCUAGGGGUCUGGCGGAUGUGAUGGAUUGCAGAACAGACUGGAGGGAGGGCUUAUGGAUCAGAGCUGUCCCGGAGCUGGGAGGGGGCCAUCCUGCCAGAGAAGAGACCGAAAAUGGCUGGAGAUGGCGAUUCUCACAGGUUACGAGAGGGAGUGAGGAAUAGCAGGG